Medioppia subpectinata is the source of this 1377-nucleotide messenger RNA. NCBI's taxonomy places the organism in Eukaryota, Metazoa, Arthropoda, Arachnida, Sarcoptiformes, Oppiidae. The record is from the annotation of a GenBank genome assembly.
AUGAUAAAAUUAGUGUUUAGAUGUAAAGACAAUCCGGACGAAGUGUUCCGGCGGGUGUCCAAAGAGUACGGCCCGGUAUUCACCCUAUGGUUUGGGACAACACCGCAGAUAUUCGUGACGGACGUCGAGCUGUCCCGCGAGGCUCUCCGCAAAAAUGACUUCGCCGGACGAAGCGAUUCAUAUUUUGGCAAACAGUUGUCAAACGAUGAAUUCAGCGAUAUCAUUUUUGCCGAUUACGGUCAUAAAUGGGAAGCGUUAAGACGUGUGGCCCAUUCAGCCAUUCAGAAAUAUUCGACUAAUGAAAGGCUUAUCUCUGUGGCCACCGAUUCAGUCGAUCGUACGGUUAAAGCCAUGUUAGACAAGGAAAGAGUGGGCAAUGCUUUUGAUCCCCGGAGUUAUAUCUAUUUAAUGUUUCUCAACAUUUUGGCCACCAGUGCUUUCGGACAGAGUUAUGAUAUGGAAGACGAGGAGUUUAAAUACCUUAAAUAUGGUAUGAAAGACCAGGCCAUGGAAGUCGGUGGCCGAAUAUUAUUGUGGGAAUUCUCGCCAAUUAUUAGAUUCAUUGAUAGAAAACGAGUGGCAAAACAAAUGAAGGUUACGAGAGGUGUCAUUGAUUUACUCAGAAAUAAGUUUAUAAAACAUUACGACGACUAUAACGAGUCAAUUGAGAGAGACUUUUGCGAUGCACUCAUCAGUGCUAAGAAUGACGCCCUCAGAGACGGCAAAGAGUCGGCCCCUUAUCUCACGGACGCCAACCUCGGAAUGAGUGUUAUGGACCUGUUUCUCGCCGGAACAGAUACCUCGCAAAUGACUUUCCAAUGGAUAGUACUUCUGAUGACAUACUAUCCGGAAAUGCAGCAGAAGUUGAGACAAGAAAUUGAGUCCCAAAUCGGAGACCGAAUGCCAACACAUGAGGACAGGAAUCGAUGCCAUUAUGUCAUGGCUUUCAUCACUGAGACACUGAGAUUCAGAAAUGUCGCCCCGUUUGGUGUCCCACAUAAAGCUGUGGUCAGGAGUACAAUAGGAAAUUAUACAAUACCUGAAAAUAUGGGAGUUUUCAUAUACCAGGGAAUCAUAUGUCGUAAUGACAAGGAUUGGGAAAAUGCCUAUGAAUUCAAACCCGAGAGAUUUAUUGAUAGUGAGGGACAGUUCAUCACAACCCGUCCCAAAGCAUUGAUACCCUUCGGUGUGGGCCGUCGUGUCUGUCCGGGAGAGAAGUUAGCCAUCGCUGACCUGUUCCUGGUUUUGGUCCGAUUUCUUCAGUCCACACAAGACUAUGAUAUAGUCCUCGACAGUAACGGUGGUAUAGAUGCGGAUCCCAAUAAUGCCAAUGAAUAUGCUCCAAUUGAAUUUAAAGUGAAAUUCAUGAAAAUAUAA